Molecule: messenger RNA, 1026 nt
Organism: Fragaria vesca subsp. vesca
Lineage: Eukaryota; Viridiplantae; Streptophyta; Magnoliopsida; Rosales; Rosaceae
Product: gibberellin 2-beta-dioxygenase 2-like
Exons: 4
Coding region: 1-1026 (341 amino acids)
Biological process (GO): response to light stimulus; gibberellin catabolic process
Source: RefSeq, a predicted model, not a curated record
AUGGUGGUAGCCUCUCCAAAUCCGAAUGGAAACGAGAAGAUCCAGCUCGUCGAUCUCCCCGUCAUCGACCUUUCCCUCCCUCGAUCAGUGGUCUCGAAGCUCAUUGUGAAGGCCUGUGAGGGCUAUGGUUUCUUCAUGGUGAUAAACCACGGCGUUCCAAAAGAAGCCAUAUCGAGAAUGGAGGAAGAGAGCCUUACCUUCUUCUCCAAAACGGCGUCGGAGAAGCAACGUGCUGGGCCGGCCAACCCAUUCGGCUACGGAAGCAAGAACAUAGGCCACAAUGGCGACAUGGGUGAGGUCGAGUACCUUCUGUUCAACACAGACAAAGCCUCCAUUGCUCAAAGGUGCAAAACCAUCUCAGACGAUCCAACCAAAUUCAGCUCUGCAGUGAGUGAUUACAUUGAGGCCGUUAGGGAAUUGGCAUGUGAGCUUUUGGAGGUGAUCGCCGAGGGGCUGUGGGUCCCGGACACGUCGGUGUUCAGUAGGCUCAUCACUGACGUCGAGAGCGACUCGGUUUUCCGGCUUAAUUACUAUCCGCCAACGUCAUCGUCGCCAACCUCCAAAAUCGGGUUCGGGGAGCACACUGACCCUCAGAUUCUGACUCUCCUCAGAUCCAACGACGUCGGAGGCCUCCAGAUCUCACCGCAAGAUGGUGUUUGGGUCCCGGUGACGUCCGACCCCGCUGCCUUCUGUGUUAAUGUGGGUGACGCUCUGCAGUCACUGCUGGACAUACAUGACUGCAUGCUAGAAGCUUUUCUGUAUUCAUGGCAAAGUGAGGGCCCACCAUAUCAGUGUAGUCUGCAUGCCUGCAACUUAUCACAGUAUCCAGAGGCCUCUCUUGGCCCACAGGGCGAUGACAAAUGGAAGAUUUGUGAGCGUAAGACACAGAGCCUUAACCAACUCCUUCAAGUCAAGAAUGUCGAUGGCGCUUUUCUCAGGCCCUCCUCUAAAUGCAACCAUGAAAGCUCUCCCAGAAAUGGUCACACCAGAGAACCCUCUAGUCUACAAACCAUUCACUUGGGCUGA